AGCAGCACGCUGAGCUGAGGGAUCUAUUGUUCCUCUGGCUUUUUCAUUUUUUUCUCCACUCAGAUCUCAUUCGUCUCCGCUGACCCAGAGAACAGAGCAGAAAAGACAGCAAAAGAAGGAGGAAAUAGAGGAGAGACAGACAAGUGGAUUAUCCUUUUCCGGAGAAACCGCGUGCAGAAGAGUGAGAGGGACAAUAGCAGGCACACUUUUUCCUGUGCCGCAUCUCCUCCUUCGUACAUCUCCAGUUGAGUCUGUGUGUGUUUUGCGAAGGCUGUUUGGCAAGACUCAAGCCGCGUGGAUCUAUCUGGCCGGGCUGAAGCCAUGGGGCUGGCCAGCAGGGCAGCAGGGAGAGGGGGUAAUCCAACAGGGGCGCUUGGCUCCCUCUUUAGAGUUGCUCUGCUUAUUUUCGGGCUUUGGGAUGUUCAGUCGCAAACAGUUGCCAACAAACCCACCUACAUCUGGCAAACAGGGCCGUGGGGUAGGUGUAUGGGCAGCGAGUGUGGUCCAGGCGGAAGUCAAAGCCGAGCGGUGUGGUGUGCCCACUCUGAAGGCUGGACAACAUUACACACCAACUGCCUGCAGUCGGAACGGCCCAGCAACCAACAGAGCUGCUUCCGCGUGUGCGAUUGGCACAAGGAGUUGUACGACUGGCAGCUGGGGGCAUGGAAUCAGUGCGUGCCAGUGUCCAUGCGCAGUGCGGGCGUGCCAAGGCCAGCGGUGUGCACGCGGGGCGAGGAGGGCAUCCAGACGCGAGAGGUAGGCUGUGUGCACAAGGCGGACGGCGUGCCUGCCGAAGACGCCAUCUGCGAGUACUUCGAGCCCAAGCCACGGUUAGAGCAGGCCUGCCUUAUCCCCUGCCCACGUGACUGCGUGGUUUCUGAAUUCUCCCCAUGGACCACCUGCUCCAAGAGUUGUGGGAUGGGUCUGCAGAACCGUCUACGUUCCGUUUUGGCCCCGCCUCUUUUUGGCGGUUCUGCUUGCCCGAAUCUCACAGAGUUCCAAACCUGCCAGCCGGGUCCUUGCGAGGGACAGGAGAGCUUGCACAGUCUAAGGGUAGGUCCUUGGGGUCCCUGCACUGCCCCCGCACCCGUACGGCAGGCCCGUGAAACCCGUGAAGGCCGUGAACGCCCUGAACGCCGUGAAGGCCGAGUACCGAAAGCAGAACGGAAAGCGAAAAGGGAGCGCCAGGCGAGACCAGACCGCCAGGCAAGGCCGGACCGCCAAGCAAGGCAGGACCGACAGGCCAUGCGGCGGAAGAACAAAGAGAAAAAGGAGUUGAAGGAAAACAAAGGGGAACGUGUAAAGGACAGGGUGAGGGAAAAAGGGAAGGUGAGAGAUCCAGAGACUCGAGAGCUUAUUAAAAAGAAAAGGACCAGGAAUAGGCAGAAUAGGCAGGGGUUGAAAUCCUGGGACCUGCAGGUGGGAUACCAGACCCGGGAGGCGACGUGUGUGCACCGGAGCGGAAGCACAGCGGAGCUCAGCCUUUGUAAACAGCAGACUCUUCCUGUGACGUAUCAAGCCUGUGUCAUAUCCAAAGACUGCGAGGUGACUGACUGGUCAGAAUGGUCAGCUUGCUCGAAGGAAUGCUAUGAUCUGAAUGGACGUAAGGGCCAGCGCACACGCACGCGACAGGUUCGGCAGUUCCACGUGGGGGGGGGUGCAGAGUGCCCUGAGCUGGAGGAGAACGAGCCAUGUUCCCCACAGGGAGAGGGAAUCCCUCCAUGUGUUGUAUAUAAUUGGAAAAGCACAGAAUGGAGCGAUUGCAGGGUAGACGUGCUUCUCAGCCAACAGGACCGUCGUCGGAGCAACCAGACAGGGCUCUGCGGAGGCGGGGUUCAGACCAGAGAGGUCUACUGCGUUCAAGCGCCCACCGAAACCUCAUCUAACCUUAGCUCACUCAAGAUCAAAGACGCUACCCGGCCGGUAAACAGUGACCUGUGUUUUGGUGUUCCUCCUAACACCACCCAGCUCUGCCAUAUUCCCUGUCCUGUGGAAUGCGAGGUGUCUUCCUGGAGCGCCUGGGGUCCCUGCACCUUUGAAAACUGCAAAGAUCAGUCCACAAAGAAAGGCUUCAAACUGAGGAAUAGAAACAUCAUAAAUGAGCCCACAGGUGGGACGGGAAACUGUCCCCACCUGACCGAAGCCAUUCCCUGCGAGGAGCCCAGUUGUUACGAUUGGCUGGUUGUGAAACUGGAGGAGUGUGUUCCAGACAAUGACAAAGUAUGUGGGCCAGGAACCCAGAACCCACAAGUACAAUGUGUCAACAGUGAUGGUGAAUAUGUGGACAGGCAGCUGUGUCGGGAUGCCAUCCUUCCCAUGCCGUCGCUGUGUGAGGUGCCAUGUCCAAAAGACUGUGUGCUCAGUCCCUGGACGUCCUGGUCCCUGUGUUCCAACACCUGCUCGGGGAAGAACACAGAGGGCAAACAGACCCGAUCACGCUCAAUCCUGGCUUACAAUGGUGGUGAAGGUGGGGGUCAGUGCCCCAACAGCAGCGCCCUCCAGGAGGUGCGCAGCUGUAAUGAUCAUCCCUGCACUGUGUACCACUGGCAGACGGGACCCUGGGGUCAGUGCAUAGAGGACACCUCUGUUCCCUCUGCCAACAGCUCGCUGGGCCGCGCCGGAGCUGGAGUCGCCAGUAAUGAGGCCUUCUGUUCAGUAGGAAUGCAGACGCGCAAAGUCAUCUGUGUCCGGGUCAAUGUGGGCCAGGUGCCACCAAAAAAGUGCCCAGAGAGCCUACGUCCAGACACCGUAAGACCAUGUCUCCUGCCCUGUAAGAGAGACUGUAUCGUCACUCCAUACAGCGACUGGACCCCCUGCCCCACCACAUGCCAUACAGUGUAUUUAGGUGGUACCAUCAAAAAGAAGCAAUCCAGGAAACGCAUCAUGAUUCAGCUUCCAGCGAAUGGAGGCCAGGACUGUCCAGAAGUUCUCUUCCAGGAAAAGGAAUGUGAUGCAGCCUCUGUUUGUCCAGGCUACAGGUGGAAAUCUCACAAGUGGAGAAGGUGUCAGCUGGUGCCGUGGAGCAUUCGGCAGGACAGCCCCGGAGCUCAGGAGACCUGUGGACCAGGACUACAAGCAAGAGCUGUCUCUUGUAAGAAGGUGGAUGGUGGAGCACCAGAUGUAGCGGCAUGUCUGAAGUUUGCUGGUCCUAUGCCUCAGCUCACUCAGUCAUGUCAACUUCCGUGUCAAGAUGACUGCCAGCUUACCAGCUGGUCCAAAUUCUCAUCAUGUGCAGCUGAUUGUGUCGGUGUUCGGACCAGGAAAAGGAUGCUUGUUGGUAAAAGCAAAAAAAGGGAACAGUGUAAAAACACACAGAUAUACCCUCUAAGCGAGACGCAGUACUGCCCGUGCAACAAGUACAAUGCCCAGCCUGUGGGAAACUGGUCGGACUGCAUACUGCCCGAGGGUGGACGUGUAGAGGGGCUUUUGGGGAUGAAAGUACAAGGUGAUAUCAAGGAAUGUGGCCAGGGCUACCGGUAUCAAGCUAUGGUGUGUUAUGAUCAGGAUAACCGACUCGUGGAGACAUCACGCUGCAACAGUCACGGGUACAUUGAAGAAGCCUGUAUCAUUCCCUGCCCGUCUGACUGUAAACUCAGCGAGUGGUCAAAUUGGUCACGCUGCAGCAAAUCAUGCGGGAGUGGGGUGAAAGUACGAUCAAAGUGGCUCCGAGAGAAACCUUAUAACGGUGGAAGACCCUGCCCUAAACUUGACCAUGUUAACCAGGUGUAUGAAGUGGUGCCGUGUCUGAGUGACUGUAGUCAGUGUGUUUGGGUGGCUGAACCGUGGAGCGUCUGGAAGGUCAGUAACGUCGAUCUGAAGGAGAACUGCGGGGAAGGUGUACAGACGAGAAAAGUCAGGUGCAUGCAAAACACUGUGGAUGGGCCUUCAGACCCUGUGGAGGACUAUCUGUGUGAUCCAGAGGAGAUGCCUCUUGGAGCCAGAGAGAGCAAGCUUCCCUGUCCAGAGGAUUGUGUUCUUACGGACUGGAUAUCCUGGAGUCCAUGUUCACUGCCGUGUAAUGUGAACAGUACAAGGCAGAGAACCGCCAGCCCUUUACGUCAGCCUGGGGAUGAUGGGAAACAGUGUCCUUCAACUACAGAGAGAGAAACAUGCAUCCUAAACACGAACUGCUACCAUUACUCCUAUAAUAUUACAGACUGGAGCACGUGUCAGCUGAGCGACAGAGCUGUGUGUGGGGCUGGAUUCAAAUCACGCAUGCUGGACUGUGUUCGCAGUGAUGGCAAGUCAGUGGACCUCAAGUUUUGUGAGGAGCUUGGUCUUGAGAAGAAAUGGCAGAUGAAUGCUUCCUGUGUGGUCGAGUGCCCCGUCAACUGCCAGCUGUCUGAUUGGUCGUCUUGGUCCGAAUGCUCCCACACGUGUGGUCUUGCAGGAAAGCUCUGGAGAAGAAGAACCGUGAUCCAGGCCUCUCAGGGAGAUGGACGACCAUGUUCCUCACAGCUGGAACAGUGGAAGCCCUGUCCUGUGAAACCCUGUUACAGCUGGAGAUACAGCGCUUGGUCACCUUGCAAAUCUGAGGGUGCACGGUGUGGAGACGGCUUGCGCUACAGGAACGUCUCCUGCUUCGUGUCUGAUGGUUCAGGGAGGGAUCUGGGCAGUAUGGUGGAUGAGGAACUGUGUGGUGAUAUAGAGCAGACGGUGGAUGGAGACAAGCAGAUCAUCCUGGAGGAGUCUUGCACAGUACCCUGCCCAGGGGAGUGUUACCUGACGGAUUGGACCGCGUGGAGCCCGUGUCAACUGAGCUGUAUCGGCAGGGACGAUUUGGGCUUCGGUUCCGUGCAGGUGCGCUCUCGCGCCGUUUUAGCUCAAGAACCCGAGAAUCUCCUACAGUGUCCAGAACAAGAAUGGGAGGCCAGGCCAUGUACAGAUGGCCAGUGUUAUGAGUACAAAUGGAUGACUGGUCCAUGGAAAAGCUCAUCUCGCCAGGUCUGGUGCCAGCGCUCAGAUGGAUUAAACGUCACAGGUGGAUGCCCAUUGACAAGUGAGCCUGUGUCGGACAGGUCAUGUGACCCACCCUGCGACAAACCCCGCUCAUACUGCACAGAGGCCGGAGUAUGCGGCUGUAAGGAAGGCUUCACUGAGGUGAUGACAUCAGACGGCGUGUUGGACCAGUGCACAGUCAUACCAGUGCUGGAGAUACCGACUGCAGGUGACAGCAAGACUGACGUGAAGACCAUCAGAGCUCUCAGUCCCACCCAGGCCACCUUUAACCUGCCAGGCCGCUCCGGACGCACUUGGUUCCUGCAGCCCUUCGGACCUGAUGGCAAACUGAAGACCUGGGUGUAUGGUGUAGCAGCUGGAGCUUUUGUACUGCUUGUAUUCAUUGUCUCUAUGACUUACUUAGCCUGCAAAAAGCCAAAGAAGCCCCAGAGGAGACAGAUGAACAACAGACUCAAGCCUCUGACGCUGGCUUACGAUGGCGACGCCGACAUGUAGCGCGACCGCAUUCGCCUGUGCCGCAGAUCACGAUCGGGAACAGCCUCAAACCAGAAUACUCGAGCAGACUCGAGCAAACUCACCGAUUGCUUUUUAUAAGACUUAAACGAAACCUCAGAGAAAGACUCCGCUCGUGUUUAUAUAAUGUGCCCCCUCCUUUUUUACGUUAACGUUUUUGGACUUUGUUUCACGAGAGCCUUGACAAACUCUGAUGUUCUUCAGUGAGUCUGCCUUCACCUCUCUGCCAUCGACGUCUUUCUGUAACAUAAACUUGUUUUUCGGGAGGAAAGUUGGACGACCCGUUUGAAUCGGGAGGUUUUGCUGAGGAAGCACAAAAUACGCCCUCUACGUUUCUUUAAUAUCGCACCUCCUGUCAGCUCCAGCAAUGUGCCAACUGUUGAUCCUGAGCCCGAGACGGCUCGGACUACACAUUGCAAGCAGCCGCUGAGUCUUUCAGCCUGCUUAAAUACGCAAUUAAUACGCAAUUUAACUGGCCAGAAAUGUUUUCAGCCCUUCGAUUUGUGCUGGGUCCCUUCUCUUCAAUAUUUUGUGAUGAGAAGGAUGAAUGUGUGGAGAUUGCAUGGGCCCACUAGCGCCCCCUAGAGAAAUGCUGACCUGCCUUUCCCCCUCACUGUAUUCAGGCUCCAUUUUGCACUAUAUUAGUGCAGCAUGAACAUUUACUUAUAGCAUUGCCAUAGAAAACUGCCUCUCUCCAUGCAAGAUGAUGUACGGUCUUGUGCUAGACAAGUUUCUUAAAAAAGAGAGAACAGAAGUAGCCCUUUUUUCUUCUGGAACUCACCAAUGUUUGUUACUGCAUACUACUUGUUUACUGGUUACCUCUUGUUUGUGAGGACGGGGAACUGUUGAAAAGAUUUUUGUGGGCUCCACUAACCCCCUGUCUUAUGUACAGUUGCAUUCAGCCAUGUGUCGCUUUCUUUGCCUGAUUGACGUAAUGUGUAUUCAGUAGUUCUUUUCACCUUAUGGAUUUGAAUUGAAGUUUUCCAUGUGUUUCAGUCUUUGUCUCUAAUUCAAAGGGCUCUGUAUUCAUAAUCUGAGCACUUUAAAGAGUACAAUGAUAACUGAUCCCACUGUGUCUAUGUAAACCUAUUCUGGUUGUAGUUUACCGUGGCUACACAACACAGUAACAGCAUGCAAUUUCCUAUCAGCUAGAUCCCAAAAACCAAUGCUUGGAUAUUUAAAGAUACGUUCGGAAAUUUGAAAUCACCCUGAAAUUUGUACCUCUGAAUGGAGGUUGAAGAAAAAUUCCCAGUUCACCCAAAAAUGAAAAUUGUUUUGUUUACGUAUGUCCAUGUUUUUUCUAAAUGGUUUGACUAUCCUUCAUGGAACAUGAAAAAAAGGAGAUGCUACUACCUUGGUCUCCAUUCCCUUUCAGUGUAUGGAAAAGAGAUGAUGUGAAGAUGAAUGGAGAAAAUAGGCUGUUAGACCAAGUCGUACAGAUUUGAAACAACAUGAAUGUGUUAUUUUAUUUUUAUUUUUGGGCGAACAGUGAUGAACUAUCAAACCACAUUGUUUUGUUCUGGGACAUUACAUGUUUGUGAUGUUCCGAUUUAAAACGGAAAGAGAUCUGAGAGCUAUAAUAUCACACCCUUGGAAGCCAUGAAUGUGCAAGUUUAAGUAUUUCAGCAGAACCGGUUGCAGAGAUUAUGUGGAUUCAGACUGAAUUGGUCAAUGUCACCAACUAUCUAAAAUUAGGUAGAAAAGCAAAACUAAGUAGGUCAGGGCAGUUUUUUCCCUAAAUCCAUAUCUACAGUAAAUUAACCUAUGGGCACUAUUGAUCUCUAAAGGCAUAUCAUCCAAUUUGCUUUCAAUAUCAACGGGUGAAAGGAAUGUUUACUCAUAUGUUAUAAUACUUGUUUUGUUCAUUUGUAAAUACAUGAAUGAUCAUUUAUUUAUUGAUGAUUUCUUUUAAGUAUAAAUUUGUUCAUUCCUUUUUUUACUGCAUAAAGUGUUUAGUAUAAACUUCUCAAAGUGUGUCUGAUGUGUGCGUGAGAGAGAGGGAGAGAGUGUCUACUAUAACUGGUCGCUGGGGCGAGCCAGGUUACUGUGUGAAAAUGUUGCUUUCUUCUUUUCCUACAGGUUGUUUAUAUGUGUCUGAUGAAUUGCUGAUAAUAAACAAGAAAACAUUGCUGUAGAUUA
Messenger RNA from Triplophysa dalaica, 7611 nucleotides. RefSeq names its product thrombospondin, type I, domain containing 7Aa (gene thsd7aa). Gene Ontology annotation, biological process: actin cytoskeleton organization. Gene Ontology annotation, cellular component: plasma membrane. NCBI's taxonomy places the organism in Eukaryota, Metazoa, Chordata, Actinopteri, Cypriniformes, Nemacheilidae. Bases 322 to 5454 code for a protein of 1710 amino acids. The record is from RefSeq and is a predicted model, not a curated record. The transcript has 27 exons.